UUCCUCUUCUUCCUGCUCUCAAACACAGCCAGCUCCACUCUGAGCAAACACUUCCUGGUUCCCUCCCCUUUAGAUCUACAGUUUCAACAUGGGUGGAACCAACAGGAGCUGACAGUCAGAGCUCAGACACAUGACUUGUAGAUCAGAGCUCAGACUAGCUUCAUUUAUGAGGAAGUGAAACUCAGACCAGCGUUGUUACUGAGAGCUGAAAUGGCACAGAGAGGAGUUCAGCCGGACCGAGAAACCUUCUCUUGUUCCAUCUGUCUGGAUCUACUGAAGGAUCCGGUGACUGUUCCCUGUGGACACAGCUACUGCAUGAACUGUAUUAAAACCCACUGGGAUAAAGAGGAUGAGAAGAGAGACUACAGCUGCCCUCAGUGUAGGAAGACCUUCACACCGAGGCCUGACCUGAGGAAAAACACCAUGUUAGCAGAUUUAGUGGAGGAGCUGAAGAAGACUGGACUCCAAGCUGCUCCUGCUGAUCACUGCUAUGCUGGACCUGAAGAUGUGGCCUGUGACGUCUGCACCGGGAGGAAACUGAGAGCCAGUAAGUCCUGUCUGUUCUGCUUGAUCUCUUUUUGUGAGAAACACCUUCAGCCUCAUCUUGAAUCUCCGGCCUAUAAGAAACACAAGCUGGUGGAGCCCUCCAAGAAGCUCCAGGAGAACGUCUGCUCUCGUCAUGAUGAGGUGAUGAAGAUGUUCUGUCGUACUGAUCAGCAGUCUAUCUGUUAUCUCUGCUCUGUGGAGGAUCACAAAGGUCACGACACGGUCUCAGCUGCAGCAGAAAGGACUGAGAGGCAGAGAGAGCUCGAGGGGAGUCGACUAAACAUCCAGCAGAGAAUCCAGGACAGAGAGAAAGAUGUGAAGCUGCUUCAACAGGAGGUGGAGGCUAUCAACGGCUCCGCUGAUAAAGCAGUGGAGCACAGUGAGGAGAUGUUCACUGAGCUGAUCCGUCUCAUGGAGAAAAGACGCUCUGAUGUGAAGCAGCAGGUCAGAUCCCAGCAGGAAACUGAAGUGAGUCGAGUCAAAGAGCUUCAGGAGAAGCUGGAGCAGGAGAUCACUGAGCUGAAGAGGAGAGACGCUGAGCUGCAGAAGCUGGCACACACAGAGGACCACAACCAGUUUCUACAGGACUACCCCUCACUGUCAGGACUCAGUGGAUCUACAAACUCAUCCAGCAUCAAGACCCGUCCUCUGAGGUACUUUGAGGAUGUGACAGCGGCUGUGUCAGGAGUCAGAGAUAAACUACAGGACGUCCUGAGAGAGGGAUGGACAAACAUCUCACAGACAGGGACUGAAGUGGAUGUUUUACUGUCACAACCAAGACCAGAACCAGAGCCCAAGACCAGAGCUGAGUUCUUGAAAUACUCACGUGACAUCCCACUGGAUCCAACCACAGUGAACACACUGCUGUUAUUAUCUGAUGGGAACAGAAAAGCAACACGUCUGGGUCAACAUCAGUCUUAUUCUAGUCACCCAGACAGAUUCACAGGUUGGUAUCAGGUCCUGAGUAGAGAGAGUCUGACUGGACGUUGUUACUGGGAGGUGGAGCGGAGAGAAACAGUUGAUGUAGCAGUCGCAUACAAGAAUAUCAGCAGAGCAGGGAGCUCACAUGAAUGUGUGUUUGGAUACAAUGACAAAUCUUGGUCUUUAGACUGUGUCAACAAGAGUUAUAACUUUAGGUUCAACAAUGUGCAGACUCCUGUCUCAGGUCCUCAGUCCUCCAGAGUAGGAGUGUACCUGGAUCACAGAGCAGGUAUUCUGUCCUUCUACAGCGUCUCUGAAACCAUGACUCUCCUCCACAGAGUCCAGACCACAUUCACUCAGCCUCUACAUGCUGGACUCUAGUGCUUAGUUUCUGGAUCAGCUGAGUUGCUUCGGCUGAAAUAGACUGAAGUGAUUUCAGGGACAGUGGGUUCACUUCUGUGUUUGAAUUCUUCAACUUGAUUUUGAUUCCUGUUUGUUGCUGAGAGCUGAUUGUUGUCAGCUGUCAAUCAAACUUGGUGGGCGGGACUUUGACAUCUUCUCCUUUGUUGUUGUAACUGUUAUUUACCAUGAAAUGGAUCAAAUACCAAUGAAUGAACAAUCCACCAAUAUCUAUAUCUAGGUUCAGUAGGAGGACGGGGAGCAAAACUCCACCACGACUGUAUAUGGCAACAAUGAAAAGAUUGAUUCACAGUUCAGAACAGUGUGAAUUUGAACUUUGAGCUUUGUUCCUUUUUAAAGCCCCAAAAAAGAACAAAGACAUAAACAAUCAGAAAAUAAUAAGACUUGCUAUUAACAAAUGUCCUUAACUUGUGUGUUUGUUCAGAGCUCUGUUUGAAUUUGAAAUGACCAGUAAAACUCAACAUCAGUUCAACUGUC
This is a messenger RNA of Notolabrus celidotus (New Zealand spotty), 2364 nucleotides long. Its product is annotated as tripartite motif-containing protein 16-like. Lineage: Eukaryota; Metazoa; Chordata; Actinopteri; Labriformes; Labridae. The transcript is spliced from 2 exons. The record is from RefSeq and is a predicted model, not a curated record. Gene Ontology annotation, molecular function: protein binding; zinc ion binding. Bases 211 to 1848 code for a protein of 545 amino acids.